CACCCUGCAACACCGGCUACCAGCUUCUGCUCAUCAUCGGAUCCCCACAAUCGUGGACGCUAUCACCUGCGAACUGCACCAGAGGUCUUAGCCUCUGCUGGAACAAGCAAGAUGAAGUCCUGACAGCAUGCUUCACCAACCGGCUUCACUCACAUACCUGAACAUUCUUUCCCAACGCCAGUCCAGCCAGGCAAGGACCGCGUAUCGAGCAAGUACAUCGGAGAGUCGGGUGGUACGUUCCGACUUCGAGAUCCAAUCGCCUGAAGGAAGAACGCUACCAUGUCACAUAUCGCGCAAAGACCAUCGCCGCUGGCCUGCAAGGCUUGCCGAGAGAAACACUUGAAAUGCGAUGCAACCACUCCUGUAUGCUCACGGUGCCGCGAUCGUGGCCUUCAUUGCAGCUAUGUGGCGUCCAGAAGAGGAUGUGGUGGCAGGACCAAGAGGCAAGCGUCGGCCGGUCAGGUGCAGACACAAAUCCAGUCUCAACAAUCGCUUCCGACACUGGUUUCCAACCGUGCUGUACUCACUCCACAGACCAGCAUAGGUCAAGGAAGUUCUAGCGCGAGCGCCUCGGGAGGAGUCUCACCUGGCAAUUCGUGGUCUCAUCCCAGUGUUGAAGGCCAAGUUGUAUCUCCUCCCGGAUCGACUACAUCGUCUUGUCGAUCUUCGCUGCGCUCCGAGGACGAACAUCUGGUCAACCUAUACUAUGCCCACUUCCACCCGGAACAUCCGAUGCUAGUGCCUCGCAGUCGAUGGUAUAAUCAGAACUACCCGGAAUACCUUCAGCUGGUCGCGAAAUUUAUCGGAAGCCAGUAUGCGUCGAACAUCUCCAGCGACAGAAUAAGAUCGGUGGCUGCCGAGAGCCUCUCUGAGAAUAGCAACGACAAGAGCCCCGAGAUGGUUCAAGCAUCACUGCUUUAUUCAAUAUCUCUGCAUGCCCGCUACGAACCGAUGGAAGCGAUGGCGGCGAUUUCGAACGCUGCGGAUGUUGCGAUAGCAUUAGGAAUGCAUCACUCUGAGUUCAGUACGUCACAUGGCCACGGUGAUCCCAUCUAUGAGGAGAGCCUGCGGCGGACAUGGUGGGAGCUCUAUAUCACGGAUGGCUACUUCGCGUCUUUGCAUCGCCAAACGAACUUCAAGAGCAAUUCGGUCACUAUCACGACGCUACUGCCAUGCGAAGACCAGCUGUAUGACAGAUGUGGCGUGCCAUCUCAAUCUUUCUCUUUGCAGGACUAUGAUGGCCGCCUAUUCGCCGACGAAGACUGGCAGUUCUCAUCGGCGUCGUAUCGCAUUGACGCUGUACGCAUAUUGGCCAGGGUGAUUGACGUCUCGAGCGCGAACAAAGUUCACGCAGACAGCAUACAGUCUAUUGAUAAUGCAAUGGCAAGCUGGAAGUUCCAUUUGCCCAAUGACAAAGCUGGGAUUGUGGUGCACAGCGGGGAAGUUGAUCCAAUGAUGUUUCAGGCAUUCAUGCUCAUUUACAUUGGGAACAUCUUCCUGCACUUUCCGAGGAGUGAACUGCCCAUCACAAUGCCCGCGUCGGCCGAUAUCGCUUGUGCCCGGCGACACAUGGAGCAGGUCUCGCCAACAUCCUCCCAACACGCAGCGAAGGCUCUUUCAGCGUCGAAAGAUCUGGCAAAUCUGGCUGCAUUACCGGUGACAAGGUACUCUCCGUUCUUCAUCUGCAGCCUGGUCUUUGCGUGUGUAGUCCAACUUUCCGCCUGUUCGGCAUACCCCAAAGCCACGACCGAACCGAAUCGCGAUCGAGUCGCCCUCAUCAUUGGUGUCUUGAAAUCCGUGAGCCGCAAUUGGUCCAUCGCGAAAUACGUAUCACAACAGCUCAAAAAGGCAGCACAUGAGGUAUUCAAUCCUCGUGUGGAUGUCCCUUCCACGCAGUCAGUGUCGUCGUAUGACAGCGGCAUCGCUCAUAUGAACAUGGGUGGCAUCGACAUGAGCUGGUUCGAUAUGUUCUACAGCGACGGGAUGCAAGGCCUCGCAAUGGGCACUGGAGAGCUUGCAGGUCUGUGAAGAACUUGUUGAGCGCGAGAUUGAAGGCUAAGGAGAUAUCAAUAUGCACCCAUCGGCGACCGCUGCAAUCGCUGCCUGUCCAUUACGAUGGAUGCCCCAAAGCGAAUCCAAGAAAGAGUUUGCGCCAUGUCUAAGCAGCCGUAAGAUCGAUGUUCGCCAACUCCAUGCUCGCUCGUGGGUAUCAUGAAUGAGGAAAGACAUAGCACAUUGCCUCAACAGGCCGUUUCCAACGCGAAUCAAUGAAGUCGCGCCCAGUUCUCUGCAUUAUUCUCCGCCGCAUAGUUGAUCACCAACUUCCUGCCGGGCUCAGACUGGCCGACCUGCUGUUCUCCUCGCGCACAGACUGGUAUCAAGUGCGCCUUCCUCUGGGGUGGAGCAUCUCCACUCGUAUAGACCCGGAAGCUCUUCAAGUCAUGUAUGAGCAGGUCAUUCCGCGCUCGGAGUUCCAGAUCAUGUUUCGAUACACCGGCAAAGAUAUACUGCCCUACCACAAAAGCAUACAUUCCACCAGGGAACUGUAAGGCUGCCGCUCUCAGGCCGCCGAUCGAAAAGGACUGCCCGUCUGUGAGGUUGGCAUCGUCGUGUGUGGUGGCCCAUGUACUUCCAUCGUCGUUCUUCAUGCUGUACUUUCGCCUGAACAUUCUCUGGACCGCUACCAUGGUUCUUCCCAGGGUGAUUUUGGGGGCAUGGCCGGUCGACUGUAGUAGUUGUGCGCGGAGAUACCAGGCAGAUGAUGGAUGAUGUUUCGGUUCGUGAGUGUGGAGAAUACGAUCCACUAUAUAUCGAUUUUGCCGCACCACGGUCAGCACACGAUCGGCCGCUAUCGUCGAUAUGGUGGUUGCCGCAGGGGCGUUGUCGAGUUGAGGAUCGACAAUUACUGCAUGACGCGAUACCGGAUCUGCGACGACGAAUUGCCAUGUUCGCGAGAGCUCUUCGAAGAGGGCAUGGAUGAGAGGUGGAGGCUCCGGUCGAUUGUCCUCGGAUGCUUCGGUGGAGAAGGUGGUACCAGAGAACAACGAGCUGGGCGAGGAUGGCUCCGUCCUCGAGUAGUCUCUCGGCUUAUCAUCCAUCUCAGACUCGGAGGACUCAGAAGACGUCCGAUGCUCUUCAAGUGGCGGCAGCAGUAUCGCGUGUCGGUUGGGAUGGCUCCCUGCUCGGCGUAGACCUGACAUUCGAGGAGAGUCGGAGAGGUCUUCACAGGACGUGUAGGUUCUCAUUGGCAUUAAUCGUGCGUGGUUCGGCCAAUCGUCGGCAUCGGCUUGUGAGAAGUUCGGAGAGAAUCCGUUGGUUUUUUGACUCAGUUGGCGAUGUGAAUACCCAUGGGCAUGACCGAGCACCUGGACAUUUGGAGAGGGUCUAGUUCCUGUAUUCCAGCAAGGGUUGUUCACGGCAAUCGUCGUGCGUUGCUCUCCCUCUCCCCUUCACUCCCCUGGGGGUGGCGUGAUGCCGCACCCUGCGUCGUAUGUAAACCCAGCUCAAUUCACAGAUUGGUUAUCGAGGUCCCUGCAGAACCUGGCAUCUAGAUCCUGAAGAGUGGGUGUGCUUCCGUGCGCACUCAGUACCGUGUACACUGUGUGUAUAUACAUACACCUUGAAGCAGGCAGCAAUCACAU
Sphaerulina musiva SO2202 is the source of this 3641-nucleotide messenger RNA. RefSeq lists its product as uncharacterized. Lineage: Eukaryota; Fungi; Ascomycota; Dothideomycetes; Mycosphaerellales; Mycosphaerellaceae. Gene Ontology annotation, molecular function: zinc ion binding; DNA binding; DNA-binding transcription factor activity, RNA polymerase II-specific. The transcript has a single exon. The record is from RefSeq and is a predicted model, not a curated record. Bases 280 to 2028 code for a protein of 582 amino acids. Gene Ontology annotation, biological process: DNA-templated transcription; regulation of DNA-templated transcription.